Pocillopora meandrina is the source of this 3645-nucleotide messenger RNA. Lineage: Eukaryota; Metazoa; Cnidaria; Anthozoa; Scleractinia; Pocilloporidae. The record is from the annotation of a GenBank genome assembly.
AUGGUACCUCUUUCCAAAGUAGAAGUAGUCCUUGGAGGUCCAAGUGUUUCCAUGGAAGAAAAUCUAUAUGGUUUAUGGAGAGCAGCAGGAGCAGAGAUUAAUCUUGGACAACUUUCAGCUAACUGUCUGGCCGAUGCUGAAGUUUGCAAGAAUUUUACUGUCUCGUUUCUCUUUAAAAUCAGCGAAACGAUAGCAGAAAAUAAAAGAGUAGAUGCCAUUCAUCCGAUUCCAGUUACUGACGAAAACUCUCUCCCCGCUUCAAUGUGCACAGCAAUUUUUCUCAUUACAUGGAUGUUGCAACUGUGGCUCGCCGGCAAAACUAGACGGAAGUAACGAGCACAACUUAUUCUAGAGACAGAUGGAAUCUUGUCGCACUUGUCUACACAAAAUUAGACUGUCUUGAGCUUUAUAUCAACGGAACCAAUGAACAUUCCAAUACCUGUUUUGUCAUUGACAGCGGUUCUGUCUCACCAGUGAAUGUGAAUCUUUUUUCCUCUAAUACCUCGAACUUUAUAUACGUGAGUUACGUACAAGUCAUUCAAUUUGCUGAGGUAAGCUGAAGUAACGACUUUACACGAACAAAGCUUCACUCAAGGUAUCGAAAGGUAGGUAAGUGACUCUCAAGAGGCUGUUAUUUGCUCACCCUUAAGACUACAUGUACAUGUUCUUUUAGCCGGUUUUCACUGGGAAAGAAAACACAGGAAGAGAUAAUAUAGUACCUCUAAACAACUCCCGUUUAACUGAAAUAUGAAACAUAAAACAUUAACUUGCGUCUCUGAUUUUAACUUUUCAGACUAAAAUACUUACUUAAUGCAUGGUUGCCAAUUGUUCUUUAAAACUUCCAUUUUUAUAUGGAUCUUAUCUUUCAGCUUCAAUACCUAAUAACAAUAAUACUGUUUUUGACAGAAAAUUAGAGAUGGUAAUACAGUAACUGUCUGUCUCUGUGACCAUCUUUUUCUCUUUCUCUGUCACUGUCACUGUCAAAGUUAUUGUCUUUCUCACUGACUGUUACUUCACUGUCACUGUCUCUGUCAUUUUCAUUGACAUGUUCUUUGUCUUUGUCUCUCUCUGUCUCUGUAUCUUUGUCUGUCACAGUCUGUCUCUGUCCUUAUGUCCAUCACUGUAACUGCCAUUGUCUCGGUCACUAUUACUGUUGGUUGUCACUCUUUGUGUCAAUCUCGCUAUCCUGCUCAUUGUAUUGUUACUGUCACCAUCACCGUCUCUGUUCCGGUCAUCUUCACUGUUUACAGCGCUAAAAACUAUGCACAUAUUCAAAAGCACUUUUCAUCACAUUAAGUAUAAUGAACUAGUACUGAACGUUUUGCCAAAAAGAAAUGUUUUGAGUUGUUUCUUAAAAGAAGCAAGGCUGCUACAGGAUCUAAUUGGUAACGGUAACGAGUUCCAAAAGUUAGGAGCAGUAUUAGCGAAAGCACGAUUCCUAAGUGUAGGGUAGUUGACCCGUGGAAAAAACAGAAGAGAUUGUGUGGACAAGAAAAGAGCACAGUUAGAGGCAGGUUUAAGAGAUAAAAGAUCUUUAAGGUAGAGUAGACUAAGAUUAUUUAACGGCUAUAAAACAAAACGAAGAAACUUAAACUGAAUUCUGAAUGAUUCAGGAAACUAGUGUAGGUCAAUGAGAGCCGGUGUGAUGUGGUCAAAUUUCGUAAUCUGGAAAAUCACCCCAUAGUUAGCCGCGGUGUUCUGAACUUUCUAUAAAUGAUCAAGUUGAUAAUUGGUCAGACCAAAAAGAUGUGAGUUACAGUAAUUAGUCAAGGUGCAAAGAUACAAAAGCCGAUGUACCAGUGUUUUUGACGAUUGCACAGAGAGGAUUUUCUGACCUUUCUGAUGCUGUAGAGUCCACGAAAAGUCUUCAGUGGUACAGAUCUUACCGAUGUGAACAUCCAUCCGCAUAUGAACAUCAAACCAGGACCCAAGGUCCCGGAUACUUUCUAGUGACUUUCUUCGCGACAGCGUCACCAACAACAUUAGAAUCAAUAGAUAUCGGGGGGGGUAGGUUUCCGAGUAAAGAGAGCCAGGUUUUAAAGAAAGGUAUAGAUAUGUGUGUCGUCAGCAUAAUCAUGGACGGAAGGAAGGUGCUGAGACGAAAUGAUUUGUAGUAUUUGGUAACAACGUUAUUUCUAAUAAGUACGAGUAAAUUUUUUUCAGCAAAAUCAGAGGCGCGUAAUUUUUUUUUUAAAAGGUAUAUUAUCACAAAGACCGAAUUGUCAAAAAAUUCAUUACAGAACUUCAAUCAAAUGAAAUUAUCAACCAGCUAUUUGAUUUGCUUGAUAGAUUCGUGUCACACGAAAAAUGAGAUGAUAAUGCAAGACACGGAUCAAAUCCAACGUAACAUGGUGCUUUUGAAUGUUAAACAGUUGUGUUCUUCAUAGUUAUUUUCCUGCUUUGUUUGACUUUGCCUUGAAUUACCGCUUUAGUUCGCUUCUUCAUUUUUUUUGUACAUGUCUGGUACCAGUUAACCAUCAUACCUGUCGGCCAAAUUAUAGAACAAAGAAGCCCUACCAUUGAACAGUGAAGGGGGCAUAGCUCAGUGGUAGAGCAUUCGACUGCAGAUCGAGAGGUCACCGGUUCAAUCCCGGUUGCCCCCUUUGGUUCAUAUUUGUUUUCUAAGAGAAUGAUGUGUGUCCAUGAUCCUUUUUGUCCAACAAAAACAUUUUUUUCCCUUUUUUAAUAAGUGUAUAUCAGAGUUAACAACUACUGCUAAAUUCUAUCGGACACCUGGUACGUACAUAUUUGCAGUCCUUAAUGGCCAUAUCGAUUCUAAAGAAGUUAGAAUUUCUAACGUGUCUUAACAGUUUUCAAUUCAGAAAGCUUAAUUUAAGUCACCAAAUGAAAUUUAAAACGUCGCCUUUCCGCUUCGUUUUACUACCCAACAAAUAAAUGCGCACAGGUUCAAUUUAUACAUAUCUAUUGCUUUUAGAGAUCUUAAUAAUUUUCCUAAAAGGAAAAGGCUGAGCUAUCUUCAAAUCUUCAUUUAAACCGUGGAUUUAAAACUGAUACGAAAACUAAGAAAGGAUAAACCAACAGGGUGGUGCCCAGAGAAGAAAAGGCAGGAAGAACCGGCAUAUGUGACUACAAUUCUAUCCACCUCGCCAACGGCCAAAAGGCGUGCUGAGAAGGAGAGGGGAAGGGUAUGAAAAAUGCAAGUAAAAAUUUACACCAUUCCCUUAUUAACCCAGAACCUCUUAUAAAUACUAGAAUCGUCUCCCCCUUUUAUUUCUAAGAUACAAUUUGAUUUGUUACUUUUGACGAAAGAAUGAAUCGUCCUUGGAAAGGGCGCUAGUUCUCUAAUUAGGCCCUCUUAUGAUUGCAGUCAUUCUGAGUGUUAUAACAAAACUCUAAGCGAGAAUCGCUAAUCAUCAUAGGUUUGGAAGGAAAGAGAUGCAAAUACUUAAUUAACUCCAAAAAGAGUUACAAAAUUAGAACAUGGAGAUUUAGUAUGUAGUGUAGUUCACUGUUGCAUGCUUUUUUUUUUCUAUAAAUUGUUAGAUUUUUAAGUCUGUUUUCUCUCGAGAAAUAACAAGAACCUUUCUUUCUAUGGGAGCUGUGGACGAAACAGGGUGUGUCUCGGGUGCACCCCCUUCUCGCCAAAGCUUAUCUUCUUCUGCUUUCGCAUUUGCCCUCAUUUGA